Molecule: messenger RNA, 1243 nt
Organism: Phoenix dactylifera (date palm)
Lineage: Eukaryota; Viridiplantae; Streptophyta; Magnoliopsida; Arecales; Arecaceae
Product: senescence-specific cysteine protease SAG39-like
Biological process (GO): proteolysis
Molecular function (GO): cysteine-type peptidase activity
Source: RefSeq, a predicted model, not a curated record
GCUCCAUGGCUUUCCCAAGAAACAAAUGCCUGUUGGCAGCCUUGGCAGUGAUCGCCCUCUGGGCUUCUCACGCGGCAUCAUCCCGCACGCUUACCGACGUAUCGAUGAAGGAGAAGCACGAGCAAUGGAUGGCUCUGUACGGGCGCGUGUACAAAGACGCGGCCGAGAAGGAGCGCCGCUUCAAAAUUUUCCAAGCCAACGUCGAAUUGAUCGAAUCAUUCAACGCUGGGAACCACAAGUUCAAGCUCGGCGCCAAUCAGUUUGCGGACCUCACCAAUGAAGAGUUCAGGGCCGUGCACACCGGAUUCAAACCUUCCCAAGCGAGCUCGGGGAUGGCGACGAAGAGCUUCAAGUAUGAGAACGCCACCGCAGUGCCCGUCAGCAUGGACUGGAGGGCUAAGGGUGCGGUUACUCCCAUCAAGGACCAAGGCCAAUGCGGAUGCUGCUGGGCCUUCUCUGCUGUGGCCGCUGUGGAGGGAAUCACCAAACUCAGCACCGGGAAGCUCAUCUCUCUAUCGGAGCAAGAGCUCGUCGACUGCGACACCAAAGGCGAGGAUCAAGGAUGCGGUGGGGGUCUGAUGGACGAUGCUUUCAAAUUCAUCAUCAAGAACGGAGGCCUCACGACCGAAGCCAAUUACCCCUACGAGGCCGCUGACGGCACAUGCAACACCGGGAAAUCGCAUUCCCAUGCGGCCACCAUCGGCGGCUACGAGGACGUGCCGGCCAACAGCGAGGCGGCGCUCCUGAAGGCGGUGGCGAACCAGCCGGUGUCGGUCGCCAUUGAUGCCGGCGGCUUUGCUUUCCAGUUGUACUCGAGCGGCGUGUUCACGGGGGACUGUGGGACCGAUUUGGAUCAUGGUGUCACUGCUGUUGGUUACGACAAGACGAGUGAUGGGACUAAGUACUGGCUGGUGAAGAACUCGUGGGGUUCAUCUUGGGGCGAGAAUGGAUACAUCAGGAUGCAGAGGGACGUGGAUGCCAAGGAGGGACUCUGCGGCAUUGCCAUGGAAGCUUCUUACCCAACUGCUUAAGGGGGUGGAUGUACCACCUGAUGAUGGAUAUGUAUAUGCGUGCUUCUUAUGCUUUUCUAUGUGCAUGGCUUCAAUCUUGCUGACUGCACCUACGGUGUUUUAAAAUCACAGCAAGAUAAAAACGUGCCUUUCGACCUCCAAAUGGAAGGCUGGAUUAUAUAUAUAAUUGUCGAUGUAGUAUAUAAGUUGGACAGCAGUCUUCAUGAUUCUGA